UAUUUUAUUACCUAUGUGAGCAAAGCAGUACCCUCACAAUAAAAGGCUCCAGUGUAUGUACCCUCCAUCCUCUGUUUCGCUACGCUAGAGAUUUCUAGAGACUAGAACCGCAAGGUCUCGCCUUAUUCUCUUCUCUGUUCCUCUGGUUUUAAGGUUACACCUAAAUUUAUAACUACAUCGCUUUUCUCCCAUAAAUCGGUGAAUUUUUAUAGAAAAUGAGUGUGGUUGGAUUUGAUAUUGGCAAUGAGAACUGUGUGGUGGCUGUUGCAAGGCAAAGAGGGAUUGAUGUUGUGCUAAAUGAUGAGUCAAAGCGUGAAACUCCUUCUAUUGUGUGCUUCGGUGACAAACAGCGAUUCAUUGGGACAGCAGGAGCUGCUUCUGUUAUGAUGAACCCAAAGAACUCUAUAUCUCAGAUUAAACGGCUGAUUGGCCGCCAAUUCUCUGAUCCUGAGUUGCAAAAGGAUCUCAAGUCAUUGCCCUUUGCUGUAACUGAAGGUCCAGAUGGGUUCCCUCUGAUUCAUGCCAGGUACUUGGGGGAAGUGAAGGCAUUUACACCAACACAAGUCUUGGGCAUGGUGUUGUCAAAUUUGAAAGGCAUAGCUGAGAAGAAUCUAAAUGCAGCUGUGGUGGAUUGCUGCAUUGGAAUUCCAGCUUAUUUCACUGACCUCCAACGAAGGGCUGUUUUGGAUGCAGCCACAAUUGCAGGAUUGCAUCCUCUUCGUUUGAUUCAUGAAACCACAGCUACAGCACUGGCAUAUGGUAUUUAUAAGACUGAUUUGCCGGAGAAUGACCAAUUGAAUGUUGCUUUUGUUGACAUUGGACAUGCAAGCAUGCAAGUGUGCAUUGCUGGAUUCAGAAAAGGUCAACUCAAGAUAUUGGCUCAUUCUUUUGAUCGGUCUCUGGGUGGUAGAGAUUUUGAUGAGGUUCUGUUUCAUCACUUUGCUGCUAAAUUCAAGGAAGAGUAUAAGAUUGAUGUUUUCCAGAAUGCUAGGGCUUGUCUUAGGCUUAGGGCUGCUUGUGAGAAGCUAAAGAAGGUUCUUAGUGCCAACCCUGAGGCACCUCUGAAUAUUGAAUGCUUAAUGGAUGAAAAAGAUGUCAGAGGCUUCAUUAAGAGAGACGAAUUUGAGAAGAUUUGUGUUCCAAUUUUGGAACGUGUUAAAAGGCCUUUGGAGAAGGCACUUCAGGAUGCUAAGCUGACAGUUGAAAAUGUUCACAUGGUUGAGGUGGUUGGUUCUUGCUCACGUGUACCUGCUAUAAUCAAGAUAUUGACAGAGUUCUUUGGGAAGGAGCCUCGACGUACCAUGAAUGCCAGUGAGUGUGUUUCUAGGGGUUGUGCUUUGCAGUGUGCUAUUCUCAGUCCCACUUUUAAAGUGAGGGAGUUCCAGGUCCAUGAAAGUUUCCCAUUUUCUGUUGCUUUGUCAUGGAAAGGUGCUGCUCCAGAUUCUCAGAAUGGAGCAGCAGAUAAUCAGCAAAGCACUAUUGUCUUUCCCAAGGGAAAUCCCAUUCCCAGUAUCAAGGCUUUGACAUUCUACAGGUCAGGGACAUUCACAGUUGAUGUACAAUAUGCUGAUGUGAGUGAACUGCAAGUUCCUGCUAAGAUAAGUACAUAUACGAUUGGUCCUUUCCAAUCUUCAACAAGUGAGAGAGCAAAGGUGAAGGUGAAAGUUCGCCUAAAUCUGCAUGGUAUUGUGUCUGUUGAGUCAGCAACGCUUUUGGAGGAAGAAGAGGUUGAAGUUCCUGUCACAAAAGAGCCAGCAAAGGAAGCUACCAAGAUGGACACUGAUGAAGCUCCGAGUGAUGCUGCUCCUCCUAAUAGUAAUGUCUCUGAUGUUAAUAUGCAAGACGUGAAAGGAACUGCUGAUGCUUCUGGGGUUGAAAAUGGUGUUCCUGAAUCUGGGGACAAGCCCACACAAAUGGAAACUGAGACCAAGGUUGAAGCUCCAAAGAAGAAAGUAAAGAAGACAAAUAUACCUGUUGCAGAACUAGUUUAUGGUGGAAUGCCUCCAGCAGAUGUGCAGAAAGCAGUAGAAAAGGAGUUUGAAAUGGCAUUGCAAGAUCGGGUUAUGGAAGAAACCAAAGACAGGAAAAAUGCUGUUGAAGCCUAUGUCUAUGAUAUGAGGAACAAGCUUAGUGACAAAUAUCAGGAGUUUGUCACCGACCCAGAGAGAGAAGAAUUCACAACCAAACUGCAGGCAGUUGAAGAUUGGUUGUAUGAAGAUGGUGAGGAUGAAACCAAAGGCGUUUACAUUGCCAAGCUUGAAGAGCUCAAAAAGCAAGGUGAUCCCAUUGAAGAGCGUUAUAAGGAGUACACAGAGAGGGGAUCUGUAAUUGAUCAGCUUGCUUAUUGUGUUAAUAGUUACAGAGAGGCAGCAAUGUCCAAUGAUCCUAAAUUUGAUCACAUUGACCUCUCUGAGAAGCAGAAGGUAUUGAAUGAGUGUGUAGAAGCAGAAGCCUGGUUGAGAGAGAGGAAGCUGCAGCAGGACACGCUUCCUAAAUAUGCCACUCCAGUUCUGUUGUCAGCCGAUGUGAGAAGAAAAGCAGAAGCUCUUGACCGGUUUUGUAGGCCACUAAUGACAAAACCAAAACCAGCUAAACCAGCUACUCCUGAAACACCAGCAACACCUCCACCUCAAGGAAGCGAACAGCAAGCACAGGGGGGAGAUGCAAAUGCAAGUGCCAAUGAGGACACAGGAGCAGGCAGUGGUGGUGUUCCACCAGCAUCUGGGGAGCCAAUGGAAACUGAAAAGUCGGAAAACACAACUGCAUAAUUCAGCAGAAAAGGCCUUAGUAGUUGAAACAAAAAGAAUGGUUGAUAUUGUAUAAGAACUAUUUGAGCUGGAGACACACUUUGGUGAGGCCAACAUGGAGGCAUGUGGGAUGUUUGACGGCUACUUCCAUUUCAUCUGUAAAGCCUUUUCUGUUGAAUGGUCAGCCAAAUUUUAGUACUUAUCAGCGAGUCUCUAGAAUCCGUUUGUUUUUUUUCAACAGAAGGGUUUUUAAGAGAAAGGUGAAAGACUUGGUCUCUAGAAUCCUACCCGAAUUUCUGGUGUUGUGGGUAGAAAGUUCACUUUAAGAUUUAAGUUUUACUAUUUUUUGAUCUUUUAGGAUACGUCUCGAUUUACAAACGUCAUUUUGAGUCUUCAUUUUGUUGUUGUUUUGAUUAUAAUUUGAAGUCUCUUUUUUCUUUUGCUGGAAAAAAAGUUACCAUUUUAGCUGUA
Manihot esculenta (cassava) is the source of this 3218-nucleotide messenger RNA. Its product is annotated as heat shock 70 kDa protein 15. The transcript is spliced from 10 exons. The record is from RefSeq and is a predicted model, not a curated record. Bases 216 to 2768 code for a protein of 850 amino acids. Gene Ontology annotation, biological process: protein folding. Gene Ontology annotation, cellular component: cytosol; nucleus. Gene Ontology annotation, molecular function: ATP-dependent protein folding chaperone; ATP binding. Lineage: Eukaryota; Viridiplantae; Streptophyta; Magnoliopsida; Malpighiales; Euphorbiaceae.